AUGUUGGCAGCGAUGCGUCCAGAGGUUUUGUUGCAGCUCGAUGCGUCAACCAAUGCAUGCCAGUUGCUACUCCAGUGCCUCCCAGGACAUGCAGCCGCCCGAAUACCCGCCCAGUCGCAUUCGAAGCGGUCUGCCAAUCGUGUACGCAUGUAUCAUCUUACUGUGCCGCCUGCUAGACUUGAAGAAAUGGCUGUGGGCAUGCACGCAGCACUGAAUGAGUAUGAAAUCCGCUUCUGGCUGCAUAUCCACGACGACAUGACACACGUUUUGUCCGCGUGCACCCCAAGGAAACCAGUGGUGCGGGGACUUCAUGGGAACCAGCUGGCCCAGAGCCUCAAGAGGACGAGACGCUUGAUGACACAGCAUUGUACCAUGCUCCGCAUCCCCCACCCCUUGGCUCUUCGGACGUGCACUUUGUGA
Molecule: messenger RNA, 420 nt
Organism: Ostreobium quekettii
Lineage: Eukaryota; Viridiplantae; Chlorophyta; Ulvophyceae; Bryopsidales; Ostreobiaceae
Source: the annotation of a GenBank genome assembly